GUAGUGACCGUUACCACGUACCGGGCGCGAUGGCUGUCGUUGGGCUUGUUGUGUUUAGCUUAGCAUGUUUGUUUAGUCGGUAAUUGUGGUCCAGCGACUUUAUUCCCAGAUGAAACCUCUCGACUCGGACGAGGAGGACGCAGAGCAGCUGGGGGAGAAGCAGAAGGAGCUGAGGCAACGAGCCAACCAGAGCAUCCAGCAGCUGAGCAGUGCUUUGGAGCAGCUGAACCCUGAUAGAGAAGAAACAGAGGAAAUCAGAGGCCGUGAUGGCAGGCUCUUUACCGUCAUGGCUGAAGACGACAAAGCGUCAUGGAGCCCAAAGACACAGAGUGAAGCAGUCAAUCAGCUGAAGAGUCUUCUACUGAAACAAUGCAGAGACAUUCCCGCUGCUCUUUCCCCUUCAGAGCGACUGUCUCCAGCCAAGGAGGGAAGGUCCAGCUUACCCGCCUUUCAAGAUUUGGUCCCAAUGAUUCAAAACCAGUCAGAGUACAUCAAACAUCUGGAAGCUGAAGUCAAAUUCUGCAAGGAAGAGCUGCAAGGAAUGAAACAGCGGGUCAGAGUGGUGGUGGUGGAAAAUGAGAAACUGCAGUCAGAACUCAAAUCCAGAGCUGCGGAUGAAUCUCUGAAGGAGUUCACAAUCCACAACUCCACGGUUAAUGAGACUAUUGGCCACACAUCCUCCAAUAUGGGCCAGAGAACACACAACACCUGGAAAAACGAACUGGAGCAAUUGAAAGAGAUUUACCAGGCUCAGAGUGAAAGUUUGGAGGCUCUGGUUAUCGCUGUCAGGAAAGACCUGUCAGUCAGUCAGAAGGAGUGUGAGGAGCUGAGGGUUCGUCUGAUGCGCAAAGAGAAGCAGGCUGCGGCCGCGCUGAAGGCUGACGGAGCUCCCUGCGUGGCCGGACUGUGUCUGAAGUGUGCGCAGCACGAAGCCGUGCUCGCUGGGACUCACACCAAUCUGCACGUCCAGGCGAUCGACAGGCUCACAAAGGAGCGGGAUGAGCUGCUGGUUGCUCUGUGCGCCGUGCGGGCCAGUCAUCAAGAGGCUCAGCAGAGGGAGUGGUCAGCCUGUCUCCAGGUCAAACAGGCGGUGGAGAUGGCAGAAGAAGCCAAUUUGCACAAAGCUCGGGUGGAGGUGCAGUGUGAGCAGCUGACCAGGGAGCUAACCCGACACAGGGAACAGUCCGACCGAGAAGCUCUCGCCCUGAAGGAGAGGCUGACUGAGGCCAGAGAGGAGGGCCGCAACGAGGCCCGCAAACACAACAAGCAGCUGGCGCACACGGUGUCCGGUCUCUCCCAGCGUGUAGCUGAGUUGGAGGGACAGCUCGACAGAGCUCACAGGGACAAGAGCUCACUGACCAAUCAGCUGGAGGAUGCCGUACGCAAACUCACUGAUCAGGAGCAAGACAACACCAAGGUUUGUGUGGAUCUGCAAUAUCAAAUCAGCCAGGCCAAACUGAUGAAAGAGGAAGCAGAGCGAGAGCUCAGAGAGCUGAAGGCCAAAAGCAGCAGACACAUGGAGAAGGCUGUGCAGGAAGUGGAAAGGCUGAGCUCAGAGCUGGUUGGCUGUCGGCAGCAUCUGGAGGCGGUCCAGAAGGACGGGAGCCAAUGGCAGGCCGAAGCCCUGAGCCUAGCAGAACAGCUGGCAAACGCCCAGCGCCAACUGCACCUCACCAGACAGGACAGGGAGAGUGCAGCCCGGGCUCACCAGGAGGAAAUGGCGUCCGUGACUCUUGCAGCGCGGGAGAAGGAGCGGGAGCUGGUCUCCAGGCUUCAGCAGACGGAGGCUCAGCACCAGCUCAGAGUGGGAGAGCUGGAUGCUCUCCUGAACUCCCAGAAUUCCCUGAUCGGGAAGCUGAAGGAGGAAUGCUGUGCGCUGGGAGCCAAACUGGAGGAGCUGACAGGAAGGAGCAGAAGCGAGCUGGAACAUCUGAGCCUGGAGAAGCAACACCUGGAGGAGACGGUGAAGAGUCUGAGAGCUCGCUGCUCUCACAUGGAGGAGCAGUGUGUGCAGCACGGCCGCAUGCACCAGCGCAUGAAGGACAGGCUGCAGCAGUUGGACCGUCACUGUCAGAGCAGCGCCCAGCAGGUGUGUGAGCUGCUGGCCAAACAGAACCAGCUGAUGCAGGAGAGAAACACACUCAGCGAGGAGAUGCGGAACCUACGCACAGAGGUACACACACACACACACACACAGAAGUGUGUGAUUCACCACUCUGUUACUAAAUGAAUCUGUAGUCGUGUCUUUUCUCCUCGGCAGCACGUUCGAAUUGUCGGCUUUCUAAAAUAAAACCAGGACGGAGACGUUUGUCCCCUCGUGACUAAUAAUUCUGUCUGGUUUGGGAUUAGCUGAUAAACAUGUCGUCUAUAUUCUGCUGUGAUUCAUCAUUACAGGCCGUGUGUGUGUGUGUGUGUGUGUGUGUGUGUGUGUGUGUGUGUGUUUUU
Messenger RNA from Salarias fasciatus (jewelled blenny), 2445 nucleotides. RefSeq names its product SHH signaling and ciliogenesis regulator sdccag8 (gene sdccag8). NCBI's taxonomy places the organism in Eukaryota, Metazoa, Chordata, Actinopteri, Blenniiformes, Blenniidae. Gene Ontology annotation, biological process: establishment of cell polarity; centrosome cycle; neuron migration. The coding region runs from base 110 to 2230 and encodes 706 amino acids. Gene Ontology annotation, cellular component: centriole; centrosome. The transcript is spliced from 17 exons. The record is from RefSeq and is a predicted model, not a curated record.